AUGGCUGACGAAGAUUCAGAUGCAUCCUCCUCAUCAGCUGAGCCCGAUGUUGCCGGCACAUUGGCAAAGAUCAGGGAGAAAAGGAUGCUAGCCCAGAUGAGGCAGGAAGCAGAAGAUGAGCGCAAAAGGAAAGCAGCCCAAGAGCUCGAGGAGGCACAGGAAGAAGAAGAGAUUCAGAAGGAGCUUGAACAGGAGAGGGAAGAACAGAGAAUUCGUGAGGCACACAUGAAAGCAAGCACUUUGAGCCAGCAUGGAUUCACCCAGGACCUGGUCGACACUCCUCCAGAGCCAGUCCAGAGGAGAGGACUGAUGCCAGGAACUUACGGUAUUCCCCACAUCCCAUCGGAAAGUCCUCCUCCAUGGGCGAACGAUCCAUUUUGUGGCUACCCUCUGCCUCCACUUGCACCAGUUGCUGGUUUCCCUCCACUUGCACGACCAGUUGCCGCGAUGGCAAGGGGCAAUAACAGCAAUAUGCGCCCUCAAAACAAGAGGCCUGCCAGUGCCCCUACACUCCCAGUUGCUACAGCAGUAGCCAAUGGAAACGAUGAAACCGAGAAGGCAAAGAAGAAGAAAGCGGCAAAGAAACCUAAGAAGAACUCGGAAGAAGAAGAAAAGAAGCAAAAGCUUAUCAACACUGUUGUCGAACACUUCACAGUGGACAAAAAGCACAUGAUUACUUGCCAAGACGAAGUAGACACCAGGAAAGGGUCUACGGAUCAAGGCACGCAUUAA
Messenger RNA from Seminavis robusta, 732 nucleotides. NCBI's taxonomy places the organism in Eukaryota, Bacillariophyta, Bacillariophyceae, Naviculales, Naviculaceae. The record is from the annotation of a GenBank genome assembly.